This is a messenger RNA of Pyrenophora tritici-repentis Pt-1C-BFP, 1005 nucleotides long. Its product is annotated as TFA2, Transcription initiation factor IIE, beta subunit. NCBI's taxonomy places the organism in Eukaryota, Fungi, Ascomycota, Dothideomycetes, Pleosporales, Pleosporaceae. The record is from RefSeq and is a predicted model, not a curated record. Gene Ontology annotation, cellular component: transcription factor TFIIE complex. Gene Ontology annotation, biological process: transcription initiation at RNA polymerase II promoter. Gene Ontology annotation, molecular function: TFIIH-class transcription factor complex binding.
AUGUCCUUUCUCAAAGCAAACUCCGCCACUGGCAUGAACGCACCCUCGCCGACGCCUUCGACUUCUUCAGCCAGCGGUGCAAAGCGCAAGCGUCCAGCAGAUGGAGUCCCUGUUGUCUACUCGCAGCCGCAAGACACAGGCACGGGUGAGCACGUCUUCACCCGUCUCACCUAUGUCAACGACUUCCUGCGCGAGCGCAAGGAGAAAUGGCACACAUUCGACGACAUAAUGGAGUACCUCAACAUCCCACCUGGCCACAUCCAGCGCGAGCAGCUGCGCGCCCUCAUGCGCGCCGACAACCAAGGCAACCGCAUCUCAUGGGACUCGCACAACGAAAAGUACCGCUACAAGCCCAAGCUCGACAUCCGCAACCCCGCACAGCUCAAGGGCCAUCUCCAGACGCAAAAGUCGGCCAUGGGCCUGCAGAUCAAGGACCUCAAGGACGGCUGGUCCACCGUGGCCGACGACAUCACAAAGAUGGAGGAGAAGAACGAGGUGCUGGUGCGACGCGCCAAGGAUGGUGUGCCAAAGACUGUCUGGGGCAAUGACCCCUCGCUCAUGCUGCCCAUGGACCCGGCUUUUGCAAAGACGUGGCAUUCGGUCCAUGUGCCUGAAGACUCGGAGGAACUGCGCAAGAUGCUGCUAGCCAACAAGUUGACGGCUGCUACCCAGGCAAAGGUCAUUGUUGCUGCUCCCUCGGGCAAGAAGAAGAAGGGCCCUCGUCGUGGUGGCAAGCAGACAAACACGCAUAUGAUUGGUAUCUUGAAGGAUUUCUCGGGUAUGAGGAAGUGAAGUUUGGUCUUUUUUGUUUGCAUAGCGUCGGUGUUAUGGGAUUUCUGCUCUUUUAUAACAGACUGGGAGAAUUAUGCAUGGUGAAUGGGCUCGGUCAGAAUGCUACAAAAUUUGUACAACAGUAUGGAAGAAGAAGUGUUUUCAAACAUGAUUAAUAGAGCAAUGAGCAAAUAGCCCUUUUUAAACUCGGAAUUUGGCUAUAUCUUACUACAA